AUGAGACUCUUGAUAUUGCACAACUGCCGGGCUCCCUGGUCCGCUGUUUGGGCCUUGAUCACCCGACGUUGCCAAUUCAAGAGAGAUGCAGCAUCAACCAUUGAAACAUCAGAAAUUAAUGAUGAAAUAAAUGAUGAAAUAAAUGAUGAAAUAAAUGAGAAUGACGCGGCCAAUACUCGAAUCACACGAACACCACGGUCCCCUGAUAUCCACGUCACACCAACAACAAAGAGGGACGCACCAUGUUGCAGCGACACUGAGAUGAUUGUUAACCAGCUCGCCGUGUUGGCUGCAAGUGUCAGUCAAUCAUCUGCAAGUACGACGCCAAGAUCCCAAAGAUCGUCCACGCCAUCACUCGUGACUACCGCAACCACGCAAUCCAUUGCCACUGACAGUACCAAGGAGGAUCACUUUGCAGAAGAGGAAUCCUUCCACUAUUUGCGAAGUUUGAUCACCAUAUCCCAGCAAACUUCUAGUCAGCUGUCAGUGUCAUCAACCACUCAAGAGAUUGAACCAUCGUCACUCAGUCGGAAACGGGCGACUUCGAGACUAAGCAUUCGCCUAGGCGACCUUCCGGGACUUUCUUUCCCGACCAAGACAUCUCGAAAGCCUGGUCCUCGCUACACAACUCUACCACCAAUAUACUCGCCCAAGCGCAUCACCACUCGACCAGAAGUACGAUUUUGA
Messenger RNA from Penicillium manginii, 687 nucleotides. RefSeq lists its product as uncharacterized. Lineage: Eukaryota; Fungi; Ascomycota; Eurotiomycetes; Eurotiales; Aspergillaceae. The record is from RefSeq and is a predicted model, not a curated record. The transcript has a single exon. Bases 1 to 687 code for a protein of 228 amino acids.